Dendrobium catenatum is the source of this 1782-nucleotide messenger RNA. RefSeq lists its product as uncharacterized. The transcript has 4 exons. The coding region runs from base 222 to 1481 and encodes 419 amino acids. NCBI's taxonomy places the organism in Eukaryota, Viridiplantae, Streptophyta, Magnoliopsida, Asparagales, Orchidaceae. Gene Ontology annotation, molecular function: protein binding. The record is from RefSeq and is a predicted model, not a curated record.
UGAACAGUACUCUAUCUUAUUCUAUAAUAAGGAAAAUCUUAUUAGUUCCUUGUGCUACUGUAUGAUUUCCUCUUACCAGAUCUCUUUCCUAUUUAGCAACUAAUGCACCAGAGGAGAAAUUUCACAGAGCAACAAAGAGACCAGAUUCGUAGAGAGUCUCAGAAGUAUAUCUAUAUAUAGAUACCUUCCCCAUGAUUUCUCUCAGCAGAAAGCUUUAGAAUAUGGGAAAGGCAAGAAAAUGGCUUAGAAACUUCUUUGCAGGGAAGAAGGCGAAGGAGAAGGGUGGAGACUCAACUCCUAACUGGCCUACAGAAAACAGAUUUUCUCCAGUGCCCGAUACAGCAACAAAGGAGAAGAGAUGGAGCUUCAGGAGAUCUAUGGGAGCUUCAAAGGACUUGAAUUCCACAGAGGCAAGUUUUAGUGAACCUUGCCAUGGAUUAUCAGACUCUGAGUUUGAUCAGAAGAGGCAUGCCAUGGCUGUAGCAGUGGCCACUGCAGCUGCUGCAGAAGCUGCUGUGGUAGCAGCACAGGCUGCCGCAGCUGUAGUUCGGCUCACCAGUAAAGCAAAUGAUAGAACAACGAGAGCCAUUGAGGAGAAAUCUGCCAUCAAAAUCCAGUCUUUCUUCAGAUCUUAUCUGGCAAGAAAAGCUCUAAAUGCACUGAAAGGAUUAGUAAAAAUGCAAGCUUUGGUGAGGGGACACCUGGUUAGAAAACAAGCCACUGCAACCCUCAGAUGCAUGCAAGCACUCGUUAACGCUCAAGACAGAGCUCGAGCUGAAAGAAUCCGUAUGGUUCAAGAGUCACAAUCUACACCACUAAGGCAGCAGAACUACAGAAGAUCACCACACCAUCCUUUUGAGAUGGAUUGUAAUGAGGAAGAAUAUGUCAAAAUUGUAGAGAUGGAUCUUGGUGGAAGAAGCUAUUCGUUGGGAGAAACUGAAAUAACUGAUCAGAGGUUCUCUGCAAACAACUCUUCUUCUCGCACACCUUGCAAGGCUGAUCUUUCCCCACAGUUCUCACCUAAUCCAUCAGCUUUAACUGAGUUCAAUCCAAGGGACUUCGAAGAGUUUUCAUUUCCCACAGCUCAAAAUAGUCCACAACUAUCUGCCAUGUCCAUGCCUGCACAUACUUCUUUUGACUAUCCUCUGUAUCCCAAUUACAUGGCUAACACAGAGUCUUCCAGAGCGAAGCUGAGGUCCCAAAGUGCACCAAAGCAGAGACUUGAAGCAUAUGAGAGGCAGUCAAGUAAGAGAAGACAGACUAUAGAGGGAAGAAAUGUUCCAAGGGGGAUUAGGAUGCAGAGAUCUUCUUCUCAUAUUGGUUUGUUAGCAAAUAGUUAUGAAUAUCCAUGGUCCAUCAGGCUUGAUAAGUCAAAUGCGUCACUCAUAGAGAGUGAAUGUGGUUCAACAACUACUGUAAUGGCGAAUAAGAACUACUGCAGAACUCUUGCAGAGCAUGAGAUCCAUGGAAUUGACUACUGACUGGUUCAUUCAUCCCCUCUCAUCGUCUGACAAGUGUGAUAGAUGUGAUUGUAUAAAAGAAGGAAAAAAUGGCUUCUCAUCUGCAGAAUAUGUUUCAGGAACUUGCAAGUUUAAGUUGUUUUGGAAAACAUUCAAGUGGAGAUUUUGAUAAUGGUGUCAGGAUGUACUAACUUAUGUAUCUACAUAAACCAUGAACUGAAAAAGCAAUCAGGGAAAAAAAUCUUUAUUUUAGAAGAUGUUAUUGUACUCUGAUUGAUUGUCCUUCUGAUAGAAGAUACAUAAGAACUACAUUGUUAGUCCA